AUGGUCGUUUGUGUAGGACGUUUGGGAGCGCGGCGUCUGCGCACGCCGCGCGCAUGGCUGCACACGAGUGCGGCGGCGCGGUUUGCAUCGCAUGCACACGAUUUCGAGGUGCAUCCCUCGCGCAUGCCGCGCUACGAUGUGCUUGUCGAGCAGCUCGGCACUGUGCGCGAAUUGCUCGGCGACCGCCCCUUGACGCUCGCGGAAAAGAUUCUGUACACGCACCUCAUCAACCCCCAGGAAGAUCUGGCUGGUGCUGGUGCAGACGCUGCCGCGGUGCGCGGAAACCGGUAUUUGAAACUGCGCGUGGACCGCUUGGCGAUGCAGGACGCCUCUGCGCAAAUGGCGCUGCUUCAAUUCAUGACGUGCGGCCUGCGCGAGGCUGCUGUGCCUGCGAGUGUCCACUGCGACCACUUGAUACGGGCGUACGCGGGUGCGGACGAGGAUUUGAAGCGCUCGCUCUCACAGCACCACGAGGUGUUUGCUUUCCUCGAGUCCGCGUGCCAGAAAUACGGCAUCGAGUUCUGGCGCCCUGGCAGCGGGAUCAUCCACCAAAUCGUGCUCGAAAACUAUGCUGCGCCGGGUAUGCUCAUGCUCGGCACCGAUUCGCACACGCCAAAUGCGUCGGGGCUCGGGUGCUUGGCCAUUGGCGUCGGCGGCGCCGACGCCGUCGACGCCAUGACAGCCACCCCAUGGGAGCUCUCUGCGCCGCGAAUUUUGGGCGUGCGCCUGCAUGGCGAGCUGCACCCGUGGUGCUCUACCAAAGACGUGAUUCUCCACCUCGCUGGCAAGCUCACCGUGCGUGGCGGCACGGGCUACAUUGUCGAGUACUUUGGCGAUGGGCUGCAGCACCUUCCGUGCACAGGACUUGCUACCAUGUCGAAUAUGGGCGCCGAGAUCGGUGCGACCACUAGUGCGUUCCCCUAUACGGAUGCAAUGGGGCGCUACCUCGCUGCGACGCGCCGCGGCGCGGUCGCCAACGCCGCCGCACGCGCGGCUGCUGCGGGUCUUUUGCAGGCGGACAGCGGCGCGGAGUACGACAAGCUCGUGGAGGUGAACCUCUCGGAGCUGGAACCCAGCUUGAACGGCCCCUUCACGCCGGAUCUCAACGUUCCUCUCUCGCAGUUUGUCGCGCGUGCGCGCGACGACAACGAUGCGCUCCCGAAAAAGCUUGCCGCGGCGCUGAUUGGCAGCUGCACAAACAGCAGCUAUGCAGAUAUGAGCCGGUGUGCCGAUCUUGCGCGCCAGGCGAGCGAGGCGGGUCUGCACGUCAAGGCGCCGUUCGACGUCACGCCCGGCAGCGAGCAGGUCCGUGCCACGGUAGAGCGCGACGGCAUUCAAGCCGCACUGACCGGCGCUGGCGCGCGCGUGUUAGCGAAUGCGUGCGGCCCCUGCAUCGGCCAGUGGAAGCGGACCGAGUACCAAGGCGAGACCAAUGUCAUCCUCACCUCCUUCAACCGCAACUUUCGCGGGCGCAACGACGGGAAUGCCAAGACGCUCAACUUUUUGGCCGCGCCCGAGAUUGUGACUGCCUACGCAUUCUCCGGGCGCCUCGACUGGAACCCGAUCGUGGACAGCAUUCAGAAGGAAGACGGCACUCUUUUCCGCUUCGACCCGCCAAAGUCAGAGGAGCUCCCGAGCGCAGGAUUCGCCCAGGGCGAUACGUCGUACCUCCCUGCGCCCAUGCCCGCCCCACGGCCCUCUGUCCCGAUCGCGAUUGACCCGCAGAGCGAGCGCCUCGAGGUGCUACAGCCAUUUGACAGCCCGUUCAAGGCGCAGGACACGCAGCAGGGCAAGUACGAACUGCCGCCCAUGCGCUGCUUAUUGCGCAUCCGCGGCAAGUGCACCACAGACCACAUCUCCGCCGCAGGCCCCUGGCUCAAGUACAAAGGCCAUCUGAGCAACCUCGCGGAAAACACGCUGAUCGGCGCGUCGAACGACGAGACGGGCAACGUGAAUGAGACGCGCGACUAUGCGGACACGGACGAGCCGCUCGAUACCAUUCCAGGCAUGGCCAAGCGAUGGCGCACGCGCGGCCAGCCAUGGAUGCUUGUUGCAGACCACAACUACGGCGAAGGCUCGGCGCGUGAGCACGCCGCGCUGCAGCCGCGCCUGUACGGCUGCCACCUCGUGCUUGCGCGCAGUAUUGCGCGCAUUGCCGAGACCAACCUGCGCAAGCAAGGCGUCCUCACGUUGCUAUUUGAAAACGAAGACGACUACCUGAAAAUAGCGAGCGGCGACCUGGUCGAGACGCUCAACCUCUCCGAGCUCCUCCGCCCGGGCGCCGAUCUCUCGACGCAGGUGCGUGUGCGUGUGACCAAGUUUGAACACGGCGCGCCGAAGACGGUGUUUGAGCUGCGCACCACGCACUCGCUCAGCAAAACGCACCUCGACUGGAUCCGCGCAGGCUCCGCUUUGAACCUGAUUCGCGCACGCGCGCAGAAAAAGAGCAUGCCGCCGAGCGGCGCGCCGGGCAAGCUCCAGGCGCGGCCGUACACCACCAGCGCCGUACGCCGCGCACUGCCCGAGGGGGGACAGCCGUCCAACGAUUCCCGCUACGAGAGCUUGCGCCAAAUCAUCUUUCCCCCAGCGCCCGCCAAGAGCAAGAAACACCUUGCGCCCGCGACUCUGCAAGAGGCGCUGGGCUGCGGCGCGCAGAGCAACGAAAUCUACCAAACCGUGCGCCGCGCGUGGAAGCUGAGGGCGCUGCGCAUGCGCGAAGCACACGCCGACGCGCUGCGCACCAAACGCGCGCUCCUCAACGAAGCCAUCCUCGAUCUCCAGCGCACGGACCGCGCCUUGUUCAAGCGCGCCGACCAAUACAGCGCGCCGACCAAGCGCAACGUGGAGGAGCAGCAGCACUUGGCCGCGCGGGGGCUACUCCCCGGCGGCCCCAGCGCCGAGGGCGAGGCGCCGGGAAGCCGCACACUGGCCAAGCGCCGAGCGCGUCUCAUGGCGCAGACGCGCCUCUCGACCCUCUUUCCCCGCGAGCUCCGGCCGCCCACAUUGACGCCGCCCGCGAAAGGCUGGCCUGCGUACACGCCGCAGGACGCGUAG
This is a messenger RNA of Malassezia vespertilionis, 3054 nucleotides long. It is a transcript of the gene ACO2, whose product is annotated as aconitate hydratase. The transcript has a single exon. NCBI's taxonomy places the organism in Eukaryota, Fungi, Basidiomycota, Malasseziomycetes, Malasseziales, Malasseziaceae. Gene Ontology annotation, biological process: tricarboxylic acid cycle. Gene Ontology annotation, molecular function: 4 iron, 4 sulfur cluster binding; aconitate hydratase activity. Bases 1 to 3054 code for a protein of 1017 amino acids. The record is from RefSeq and is a predicted model, not a curated record. Gene Ontology annotation, cellular component: cytosol; mitochondrion.